UGCAGAUUACGACAGACCGUCAACGCAACAUGCUGGAGCUAGCCAUUGCUGCCGUUCUUCUAUUCAUCGUACAUUGGCUCAUGAAAAGAAGAGAUCACUUCAAUUUUUUCAAGAAAUGCGGCAUCCCUGGUCCACCGCCGAGCAUUCUUUUCGGCAACAUUUUGGAGAUGUACAAAAAGUCGCCGACCAAGGCUUACCGGGAAUGGAUCGACAAAUACGGCGAUGUUGUCGGGUACUUCAACGGCUACAGGCCUGUGGUGCUCGUAGCAGACCUCGAUUUGCUGAGGAACAUCCAGGUUAAGGAUUUCCAAGAUUUCACGGACCGAGCUCUCCUGUUCCAGGCCAAGAGACCUCCCAGCCCUCAGAACAAAGGCCUCCUGCAGCUCACCUCAACUCGCUGGAAGGAAGUGCGCAGUGUGCUCACCCCUUCAUUCACUACAAGCAAGCUCAAAAUGAUGUCUCCGGGAAUCAUUUCCGCCGUGAAAAAGCUGGUCUCCAGGAUCGACCAAAAAGCAGAGACGGGAGAGGAGUUCGAAGCGGGCGAGAUGUAUGCUGCCCUGGCCCUAGACGUGAUCUGCAAAAGCGCCAUGGGCAUCGACUACAACCUGCAGGAGCAGCCGCGUCAUGGCUUUCUGCUCUUCUGUCGAAUGCUGUUCGGCUGCGCCUUCUCCUUUAUCGCCGUCAUUCUUAAUGCGUUUCCAGCCUGGGAAUCCGGUCUCAGGUUCAUCAAUUCUCAUUGGCUCCGAUACCAGAACGGCGGCGUGCACCCUUUCAUCGACGUGCAAGAGAAGUGCAAACGCAUCGUCAUGCAGCGACAAAAGGACUCCUCGCUCCGCCAAAAGGACCUCUUGCAGCUGAUGAUAGAUGCGAAGGAUGCACACGUCGACCUGGACACAGUCACGUCGGCCCAGCUAACAGCCGGAGAAGACAACGACCAAGAGCUGCUGCAAAACAAGGCCGCUGGAGUGAGUACAAGACGCGACCUGUCUGUUUUCAACAAAGCCAUAUUGGACGAUGAUGACAUCACGCAGAACGCUUUCGUGGUUCUUGUCGGAGGGUUCGAGACCACGAGUAACGCUAUGGCCCUCGUGACACACAUGCUUGUGCACCACCCGGAAGCGCAGGAGAAAGUGCGAGAAGAACUGCUGUCAGUCGUGGGACCCGAGGAAGCCAUCACCUACAACACCAUUCAGAACCUACCCUAUAUGAACAGUGUCAUUCAAGAGACCAUCAGACUUUACCCCCCGGCAUUCGCGGUCGUGACUCGUGAGGCUGUCGUCGACAAAGAGUAUGGGAAGUUUCGAAUUCCCGCCGGCACUGCUAUCAUGGCGGCGGCAGAGUACAUCCACAGGGACCCUCGGCACUGGGACAAUCCUGACGAAUUCGACCCGGAAAGGUUCCUGCCAGAAAACAAGUCGAAGAUCAACACCAUGGCCAUGCAGGGCUUCGGAAACGGCCCCCGCAACUGCAUCGGAAUGCGCUUCGCGCACAUGGAACUGCGGUACACAUUCGCUCACAUACUGCGGAAGUACCGGCUUGAGAAGACAGAGAACAGCGAAAAGGAUCCACCAAACAUCGAUAUGAAUCCCCUUGUACUGAAGAUCAAGAAAGGCGUCAUAGUCAGGGCGGUGCCGCUAAAGGACCAUGGGGCUUCUACGAAGUGACAAGAAAUGAUGCCUCCUUUAUGAACUGUUAGUCGUGGUUUGAUAAACCCACUCACUGCAGCUGGAUAUCAGCUGCUGUAUUAUCCACCGCAUUUCGUCGACCAUGCUUACGGUUAUGUAUGGUACUGAUAAGAACAUGAGGAGGGAGCGACAUCAAGGCUGAGUUUUGCGGCCAAAUCGUUCGCUACAGUGUAUAACUUUAUUUAAAUGCUUGACGGCAAUGUAUAUAUUUUUGCCCUCAAGCAGUUCUUAUGUAUGCUUAAACGAAACUGCGGCAAAAAAUAUCGGUAAGCUAGACGUU
Molecule: messenger RNA, 1965 nt
Organism: Dermacentor silvarum
Lineage: Eukaryota; Metazoa; Arthropoda; Arachnida; Ixodida; Ixodidae
Product: cytochrome P450 3A6
Exons: 14
Coding region: 30-1664 (544 amino acids)
Molecular function (GO): oxidoreductase activity, acting on paired donors, with incorporation or reduction of molecular oxygen; monooxygenase activity; heme binding
Source: RefSeq, a predicted model, not a curated record